Messenger RNA from Suillus subaureus, 426 nucleotides. RefSeq lists its product as uncharacterized. The record is from RefSeq and is a predicted model, not a curated record. NCBI's taxonomy places the organism in Eukaryota, Fungi, Basidiomycota, Agaricomycetes, Boletales, Suillaceae. The annotation marks the transcript as partial. The transcript is spliced from 5 exons.
GCGGCUCGGCAAUUGGCAGAGCAACGCCACGCCUGCACAAAUACAAGUCAAAUAUCUAGUGGCACCUUCCGUGUCAGAGAAGUCCAACAUUACGUGGGCAGGCCAGUGACUGUCCCCGCCCCUGGCGCCGCACUCGUCUUCCUCUCCUCCAACGCAUAUGCAGAGUCAGGGAACCCCUCCACCCAGACAUUCUCUACCACGGCGGUCACGAAGACAGCAAAUACAGCAAGGGUUGACCCGAGUGUGCUGGCAACCUCGAAUGGGAUGUCGGGAGCUACAUGGGAGCUGGGAGCACGAAUGUCCGUCACGAUGUUCAUGUUACAAUCAAAAUUCUUGAAACUGUUGUGGGGUAUGCAGCUGUUCAUAUGGACUGGGCAGAUUUGGAUGCUGGGCGCUGCAAAAAACUCGGCUGAGGUGAUGAACUGA